This is a messenger RNA of Amphibalanus amphitrite, 589 nucleotides long. RefSeq names its product larval cuticle protein 65Ag1-like. The record is from RefSeq and is a predicted model, not a curated record. Gene Ontology annotation, molecular function: structural constituent of chitin-based larval cuticle. The transcript has 2 exons. Gene Ontology annotation, cellular component: chitin-based extracellular matrix. The coding region runs from base 88 to 399 and encodes 103 amino acids. Lineage: Eukaryota; Metazoa; Arthropoda; Thecostraca; Balanomorpha; Balanidae.
CACUAUAUAAGCCCUCCGUCCGCGAAUCUGCAGACCAAAGCACACAAUUGACGCAUCGAGAACCUCACAGAACGAGCAGACGGCGGGAUGAAGCUGCUGGUGAUUUUUGCGCUGGUGAUGGUGGCCGCGGCGGCUCCCGCGCCGCAAGAGACGGCCCAGGUGAAAAUUCUGAAGGACGAGCGAUCCAUGGAGGGUGACGGCAAGUUCAGCUACGCCUGGGAGUCCGAGGACGGCAGCAUGGCCGACGCCAUCGGGGAGAACAAGAUGAUCGGAGAGGCGUUCGGCGUGGCCAUGAGCGGCUCGUACUCGUUCCAGGCGCCCGACGGCAAGACCUACGAGGUGACGUGGACGGCCGACGAGAACGGCUUCCAGCCGGUGGUCACGCAGCCGGAGGAGUGAGCUGCCGCCGGCCCGGUCGGCGGUCAGAGCCCGGCGGUGGUGGGGACGGUGGGCCAGGGACGGGCGGCAGUGCCGCAUCUGUGGGACGCGUCACCUUCCAGUGCAUCCGGGAACGGAGUGAUCUGUUUGUGCUAUGUUCCUCUGUGUUUUGAUGUUUUGUUUGUGUCAUAAUAUAGGUACCUACACUACA